Molecule: messenger RNA, 615 nt
Organism: Colossoma macropomum (tambaqui)
Lineage: Eukaryota; Metazoa; Chordata; Actinopteri; Characiformes; Serrasalmidae
Product: transcription factor HES-1-like
Exons: 4
Coding region: 1-615 (204 amino acids)
Biological process (GO): regulation of transcription by RNA polymerase II; regulation of neurogenesis; anterior/posterior pattern specification
Cellular component (GO): nucleus
Molecular function (GO): DNA-binding transcription factor activity, RNA polymerase II-specific; RNA polymerase II cis-regulatory region sequence-specific DNA binding; protein dimerization activity
Source: RefSeq, a predicted model, not a curated record
AUGCCUGACAACGCGCCGGUGCGCCAGACGCUCAGCGCGUGCGUGAGCGCGUCAUCACAGAAGCCCAGCGCGGAGCUCCGAAAGUCCUCCAAGCCCGCUAUGGAGAAGAGGAGGCGCGCGCGCAUCAAUCAGAGCCUCGUGCAGCUGAAGGCGCUCAUCCUGCACGCGCUGCACGCGGACGUCUCGCGGCACUCUAAGCUGGAGAAGGCUGAAAUCCUGGAGAUGACGGUGAAGCACCUGAGGAGCGUGCAGCGCGCGCAGGCGGCAGUGUCCCUCACGCUGCAGCAGCGAGCGCUGGGCAGGUACAGCGCCGGCUUCAGCGCCUGCAUGACUGAGGUCACUCGCUUCAUGUCCAGCUGUGAAGGAGCGAGCUGUGAGCUCCGGACGCGGCUGCUGGCACACCUGGCCGGGUGUGUGAUGAUGACUCCUCCCCCACAACAUGCACUGCCAAUCACACAGACUAACACGCCUCCCAAAAUACGGCUGAUCCUUCCAGCACUGGACACAGAUAAACUGAACAGGAGAGUCCAGCCAGGUGAUCCCGGGCGAGCCCCCACUUUAAUAACCCCCUCAGCUCAGGAACCCUCAGGAACCGCCGUGUGGAGGCCGUGGUGA